AUGCAAAACGACGACUUUCAGAAUAGGAAAAUUAUUCGAAUGGCUUCAGAUGAUCCCAGCAUCUUCAGGCCAACAUUGGAUUGGUGGACGAGUGCCGGGAAAGGAGGUUUUUAUUCUAAGGAAUUUCUUGGAUCUGAAUCCGCACAAAUAAGCCAUGGAGUCGGCAAUGAAAAAAUUACCAUGCAAAUGCUGAACGAUCGCCUCGCCUCCUAUUUAGAGAAAGUCAAGAGCUUGGAAGAAACCAACAGUCAGCUUGAGGUGCAGAUUCGCCAGUUUCUGGAGAAAAAAGGUCCUGACGCUCAUGACUAUAGUCACUAUUAUGUCACUAUUGAAAAACUACGCAAGGAGAUCAUGGAGAUUACCUUAGGUUAUGCUACAUUGGGUUUUCAAUUCGACAAUGCCAAGAUGGCUGCUGACGACUUCCGAAUCAAGUUUGAACAUGAACUUCUCCAAAGACAGGGUGUUGAAGCUGACAUUAUUGCACUAAAGAAAAUACGUGAUGACACAAACGUGGUCCAGUUGCAUAUGGAAAACGACGUUGAAGUUUUGAAAGCCGAGCUCAUUAAUUUACGUGAACACCAUCAACUGGAAGUUCAAGAAUUGCAAAGUCAAAUCACACAGACUGGAAUUCGAGUAGAAGUAGAUGCUCCUCAGGGUCAGGACCUGAAUGCAAUUAUAGAGGGGAUAAGAGCAAAGUAUGAAAAGAUCACCUUGAAGAACCAGGAGGAACUCAAAGCCUGGCAUGAUACAAAAAAAAAUGAGGUGCAGGUUGAAGUGUCUGCAAACACAGCUGCAUUGAAGGAAGCCAACACACAAGCCAUCGAGAGCCGAAGGAAAAUGCAGUCCUUAGAAGUAGAGCUGCAGUCUCUGACUGGAACUAGAUCAUCUUUCGAAGAACCCCUCCAAGAAAUUAACCAGCGUUACGCCAUGCAGGUGAAGCAAUACAAUGGCAUCAUUGUCAAGAGAGAAGCUGAACUCAGACAACUGCGUGAUGACAUCCAAAACCAGACCCAGCAGUAUCAGGCCCUGCUGAACAUAAAGAUGAAGCUGGAGGCUGAGAUAGCCACCUAUAGGAGACUCCUGGAUGGAGAAGACUUACUGUAAUUUUUCAAAGCAGAGAACAGAAGAAGAUAAAGGUGA
Molecule: messenger RNA, 1140 nt
Organism: Paramisgurnus dabryanus
Lineage: Eukaryota; Metazoa; Chordata; Actinopteri; Cypriniformes; Cobitidae
Gene: krt18a.2
Product: keratin 18a, tandem duplicate 2
Biological process (GO): intermediate filament cytoskeleton organization
Cellular component (GO): cytoskeleton; keratin filament
Molecular function (GO): structural molecule activity
Source: RefSeq, a predicted model, not a curated record